Hemibagrus wyckioides is the source of this 2384-nucleotide messenger RNA. It is a transcript of the gene gbx1, whose product is annotated as gastrulation brain homeobox 1. The transcript has 2 exons. The record is from RefSeq and is a predicted model, not a curated record. NCBI's taxonomy places the organism in Eukaryota, Metazoa, Chordata, Actinopteri, Siluriformes, Bagridae. Gene Ontology annotation, molecular function: DNA-binding transcription factor activity, RNA polymerase II-specific; RNA polymerase II transcription regulatory region sequence-specific DNA binding. The coding region runs from base 257 to 1240 and encodes 327 amino acids. Gene Ontology annotation, cellular component: nucleus. Gene Ontology annotation, biological process: regulation of nervous system development; regulation of transcription by RNA polymerase II.
GAGAAGGGGUGGGAAGCAGUGAAAGAGGUGCGUGUGUGUGAGUUUAUGUCUCACUAUGUGACAAAUAGUGGGAGAGAAGGACUGAGCUCAAGACCUGAAAAGAAGGGGAAAGAAACAAAAAAGGUGAAGGAGAAGAAGAAGCGUCAAGAAGUUUUCAGUCAGCGAAUAUAAUCGACAGGAAUAAGUUUUGAUUUUCUGGCAAGAAAAAGAGAGACCAUUCAGGAUUUAUACGGCGACGGAACACGGAAACUUCAGCAUGCAGAGGCCGAGCGGUCCAGGCACGGCGUUUUCCAUAGACUCGUUAAUCGGCACUCCGCAGCCGCGGCCGGGCCAUUUGCUCUACACGGGCUACCCGAUGUUCAUGCCGUAUCGGCCGCUCGUGAUCCCACAAGCCCUGUCUCAUUCGCCUUUACCGUCGGCCAUUCCUCCGCUCGCGCCUCUAGCGUCCUUCGCCGGCCGUUUAACCAACACGUUCUGCGCGAGCCUGGGACAGGGCAUGCCUUCCAUGGUGGCCCUCACCACCACGCUACCGGGAUUCUCGGAGCCCGCGGACGGUUUCUACUCGCCUCAGGAGAUCACCGGGCCACGGUUAAACGCAGACGCGGCGAUCGGACGCCAGGAGAGUCCGCACGAAGAGCUGCACGCACGCGACAAGGCAGCCGAGCUCCUCAACUUCUCGGAAACUUUUCAGACCGUGGCAGGUGAGACUAAACUGUACAGCUCGGACGAUGAGAAGCUGGACCUGAAGUCUGCCGAGGCGGCGUGCAGCGAGCGCGAGGACAGCUCGGGGGACAGCGAGAACGAAAGCUUUUCGGACGGCCACAGCUGCGGCUCCAAGAGCAAACUGAAAGCGGGCUCACACGAGCCUCUGAGCUCCACGUCUACGGCGGCAGCGUCGGCGGCGGCGGGCGCGUCUUCGGCGGGCAAGAGCCGGCGACGACGGACAGCGUUCACGAGCGAGCAGCUGCUCGAGCUGGAGAAGGAGUUCCACUGCAAGAAGUACCUGUCGCUGACCGAGCGCUCGCAGAUCGCUCACGCGCUCAAACUCAGCGAGGUGCAGGUAAAGAUCUGGUUCCAGAACCGGCGCGCAAAGUGGAAGCGCAUCAAGGCGGGGAACGUGAACAGCCGCUCCGGUGAGCCCGUGCGCAACCCAAAGAUCGUCGUGCCCAUCCCGGUGCAUGUGAACCGCUUCGCCGUCAGGAGUCAGCACCAGCAGAUCGAGCAGGGCGCGAGGCCGUGAACUGCGACAUGCAGCCGCCCUCGCGCGAGCUCCAAAACUCGUUCCUGAAAUGCAUAGAAAUCAAUGCAUGAAGCACAAAAAACGAGGGAAUUAAACUCGCGCAAUUAAAACUCGAGCAUCUAGACGGAUUAUUAUUCGACCUAGAUGUAUUUUUUUAAACACUAGUUUUUUUUUCUUAUAACGUGGCCAUGUCUUUAAUUUAUUGCUUUGUACAUAAUGUGUAAAUAGAAAAAAAUGUGUCUAAACGACACACCCAUGUGCACUAUGAAAGAAAAUUGUUAAAAAGGACAUUUUUAAACAAACAAAAAAAAGUAUUUAUCAGUUGCAGUCUAGUUGGUUUAUCUGCAUGUUUAUAUGGUUCCCAUUGUAUGGCUUUAAAAAGGCCGUUUUUUAUGUUGUUCUCACAUCUCGCAUGUGUUCCUCCAUCAUCAUCAUCAUCAUCAUCACCGUCAUUAUCAUGAUCAUCAUCAUGGUGGUCUUUAGAGACCACUUAUUUGUGAAAAAAAAACCUUAAGAAAGCUGUGGUUGGUUGAAAUAAAUCAAGAGUUCAUGAAAAUCCGGUGCUACACUUCUACUUCUAGACUGAAUGGUGUGAGAGAGAAAAAAACAUAAUUUCUAAACUAUGACAUAAUGCAAAAAAAAGCCUAAUUGUAAUCGCGACACGUUAUUGGCCUAAUUAUGAAUAAUGGGUCCAUCAAGUCUUAAAUUAGGCAGGAUGACGUAGCAUGUAAUUAACCAAUAGAUUAAUUGAUAUGUUGUUAACAUGCAUGGCGGGGUUAGUUUGGAGGAGAACAAGGAUUUAUUUCCCUUUUACAAUAUCAACAGCAAAGAAGAACAAGAUGACCUGUUGUAUAUUAUUAUUAUUAUUAUUAUUAUUAUUAUUAUUAUUAUUAUUAUUAUUAUUAUACAACCUGCUGUUCAGCAGAUAUGGUUCAUUUCCAGGAUUGCAAGCAUAAAACAUCUGGGAUAUAAUAUUAUUUAACAUAAAUAAACCGGAAACCGGAAAACGCUGUCAUUCUGUUUGAAAUGCAUAAGAUAUUUAUUUAUUUAUUUAUUACUAGAUUUAUUUUUUUUAAUCCCCAGGUAUUCUCAGUACUUUUCUUACAUUUUCAGAAAUGUUUUGACCCCAAACAUUCAUGAUUCA